Nasonia vitripennis (jewel wasp) is the source of this 5029-nucleotide messenger RNA. Its product is annotated as BUD13 homolog. Gene Ontology annotation, cellular component: membrane. The transcript has 6 exons. Gene Ontology annotation, molecular function: growth factor activity. Gene Ontology annotation, biological process: hemocyte migration. Lineage: Eukaryota; Metazoa; Arthropoda; Insecta; Hymenoptera; Pteromalidae. The coding region runs from base 615 to 2840 and encodes 741 amino acids. The record is from RefSeq and is a predicted model, not a curated record.
AAGUAAGCUCCGCGGAGACCGGGGCUCAGUCGUCCGCGACACCUUCGGCGCGCGCGAUACCGAUCCCAGUCGCUGCGAAAAGCCGGCUGCCAGCUUCUCUUUCCUUUUAACUCUUGCCCUAGCGCGCGCGGUGUUGUUGCAUAUCAGUGUUGUUGGUGCUAGAGGAAAUUUCAAAAGAAAUUUUUGAGUGAAUGGUGAACGGUUUCCCGCGCUAGUGCGAUUUCCCGAGCGCGCGCGCGCGCGUGCGUAUAUGGCAUUGAGCGCGAUAAACGCUCCGGUCAUUAAUAAUAGAUGAGCGAAAGCGGUCUCGAAAAGCGAUGAUGGCCCAAGGUCCAUGCCGUGAUGCCAGUAGCCGCGGCCUAGCGCGAACCUGCUGCAGAACCGACAGCCACGGCUGCAACGACUGCUGAGGCAAAAGGAGAGCACAAUCGACAAAGAACAAGUGCCGCGCGAGCGGAGAAUCGCGAUGUAAGAACGUGUGUCAGUGCCGCGCAGAGACGACUUCUAGAGUAUAGUGUACGUACCCCGCUCUCUGCAUAACUCACUGCACAUCGAUACCGAUCGCGUGUAGCGAGCAUCGAGCAACUCGGACAUCGACAUCAGACGGACGCACCAUGCGAACGACGAGGGUCCUCCUGGCCUCGCUGGCGCUGCUGCUGCUCUGCCUCCUCCUGGCCGGCGAAGCGCGCCGAUACGCCGACGACGAGGACCUGGCCGACAGGGCGCCGCACCACAAGCACCGGCACAGGCACGAGCUGCAGCCCAGGUGGCCGAGCGCCGGCAAGAAGCGCGCGAGCAACGACGCCGAGGACGACUACUACGACGACUCGGACUACGAGGAUUACCUCGACGAGGACGAGUCGGCGGAGGAGGAGUACAAGGAUCGGCGAGCCGGCCGGUCGCACAGCCCCAAGAGGAGCGGAGGCAAUCAGCGCAGGUACCCGCCGCCGAGAUACCAUCACCGAGGCUCGCAUCACGUGGGAAGCGCUCGCGGACACGAGGCCCGAGCUCACGACAGGCUCGGCAGCAAUCGCCACAGAGCCGGCUCCAGGGGCACCGGCUACCCGCGCAAGCGCUACGAGGACGAGGACUCCGAGCUGGAGGCCGAGUACGACAGGCUGCACAGGCGUCGCUACGACGACAGCGACGAGGAGGACGACUACCACGCCAAGCACAAGAGCCCCCGGAGGCGGAUAGUCGAGCCGAGCGACAGCAAAGCUCGGAGGUCGCGGUACGAGCCGCCCAGGAAGGACUGGCGCUACAAGCUCGACGACGAGGAGGACGACUACGCGUACGACGCCGACGACGAGGCCGAGGAGUCCGAGGAGCUGGAGAACGAGCGCGCCAAUCGCUCCCGCAAGCACUCGGCCAGGAAGAGCUUCAGGCCGGCGCACCACGAGGUCGAGUCGCCGAAGCCCGCGCACCGGCGCGCAACGGCCUACAGCAAGCUCGACGAGUGGAUGAAGCGCGUGCGCAACUCCUCGCGCUCCCACGAGCGCAGGAACCCCAGCCCCUGGCCGGAGGACGCCGGCGACGAGGACGACGAGCUCGAGCUCUGGAAGGACGAGGAGCCCGAGGACAAGGAGCUCGACAACGACUUCUACAAGAACGACGAGUCGACGAGCCUCAAGAGCUACGACGACAUCAUCCGCAGGCUGACGGAGGAGCGGACCACCACCUCCACCAGCACCGCCGCUCCGGUAAAGCGGGACUACAGGAACACGUUCUACGACUCGAAGAGGAGGCACGCGAAUCUCGUCGACAGCACCGGCCGGAAGAAGAGCCUGCAGGACGAGGAGGAGGAGGAGGAGGACGACGACGAGGAGGCCCAGGCCGAUGCUAAUAUGGACUACAACGACGACGACUUUCUGGCCAGCGCGUCCUCUCCGAGCACGACCAGAGGUCCUCCGCCAACGACGAGCACCACCAGCACGACCAGCACGACGACGACGACGACGACAGCCCGGCCCUGGUACAGCGCCUCGAAGAACACCCGAAACUUCAGCUCGGACAACAGCGGCUACCAGGCGAAGAGCGAGCGGCCGAUGUCGCCGAUAAGCGCGGCCAAGUGGGGCGACCUCGGGACCCGCGAGGGAGUCGAAAAGACCCGGAACAGCAUGCUGAGCGAGUCCAGCAAGGCGUCCGAUUUCAGCGCGGCCCAGAGCCACGCGAUACGAGUCGCGAGGGAGGGUAGCUGCCGCUGGCCGCGCGCUAAGGUCAUCCCGGUGCUCGACAUCUACUACAACUCGACGACCAACUACUGGCCGCACUGCGUGAUUCUGCACAGGUGUUCCGACGAUACCGGAUGCUGCAGACACGAGUCCUUCACCUGCGAGGCCAAGCACAUCCAGAGGGUCGAGCUUGCUUUCCACGUGGUCUCCCUCCACGGCAGCCAGGGCGUCGCGAAGCUCACCUUCGACAACCACACCGAGUGCAGGUGCAGCGAGCGGAAGAACCUGGAGAGCCAUCGAAACCCGAGGCACAACGUCCAGGCGCCGGCCAACAUCGUCAAGCAGCAGCGGCCGAGAAAACCAUGCCGCUGUCCCAGUAACUUCUUGCCGAUGAUCACGAGCGACGACUCCUGCGAGUGCACUUGCCCCGACAGGGACAGGGAGGAGACCUGUCAGAAGCUGCUGAUGGGCCGAGGCUAUCUAUCGAACGUCGACAGACAGUGCAUCAAGGAGGAGAGAUGCAUGGCGCCCAAGUGCUUCUACGGCGCUUACCUGGUGGAGACCGGCGGCUGUCCGCAGAAGAAGAAGUUCAUCGACUCGAACGUCUGGUCACGCCGUCCGAGCAACAACUACCAGUAUCCGCGCGGCAGAAGUUGGAGGACUCCGUAAUCCAUCGUCUCGCGGUAGAAGAUGACGACGACGAUGAUGAUGGUGCCAUUUAACCCCUGUCUCUUUUCUUUCCUCCUCCUCGUCGGCGCCGGAACGAGAUGAGCGAGCGAGACUCGAUUAUUUUUUACACCGCGCCUGCGUACGUGGUACGAAUUAUACGUCCACUGUACUACGCGAUUUACGCGCUCUUGCGAUAUAUCAUACGUGUGUAACCAGUGAUUUGGGCUGUUUUGCGAGAGGCGCGCGCGGGCAGUGUCGUUUUUUUACGUGUAUAAGUCGUAUAAACUAUACGCGUUAUAAUGUAAUCAAUAUUUAGCGGCUAGACUCUGGAUUGUCAAGCAAGUCGAGCUGUUUGCAGAGGAACUCUCGUAUGCGAUCGAUACGCCUUUUUCUACAUUAUUAUUAUAUUCUAAUUCUUGCAGAAACGUCUCUUUAUGCUUCUAUUCGCGUCGAGCGAAUCAUCGCGUGUAAAUAAGUGCAUCGGAGGUCAGCGAUAUUGACAAAUAUCCGAUCGUCCGAUGAUUCAUCAAUUAAGAGUAUCUUUUAGCUUCUAUGCCCACAUAUUAUUUACGCUGCUAUAUACGAAGAGUGUGGCGAUCAGUUUCGAAAAGGGAGAGAGCCCGAACGUCAUGGUACACUCCGCCGAAGAAGUAUGUAAAUAAAAUAUAUAUCUCGCUUAAAUAACUAUACUUAUAUCAACAUUUGAACAUUCUAAAUUUGAUCAUUCUAUAAUAUUAUAACUACCCUGCGUAAUGACGAGUUUCUCAUAAUAAUAAUAAUAAUAAUAAUAAUAUGUGUAAACGUAAUCUUGAAUUAACACGACAUUGAAUCUGAAUAACGAGACGAUAAAAGUCAAUGUUGCUCGAAAAAGUAUUAGAAUGGAAAACGCAUAAUUAACGUAUAAGGGAUGAAAAAGCAAGAAAAACAAAAGAAAAACGUCGACGAAACGAAGCUAGUAGAUCUGAAGGAACGCGCAGCUCUUCGACUGACUUUAAGCAUUGAGGUAACUUAAACGGUAUACGAGGGAGAGAGAUAAUGUUAAUGAGAAGUCCUCGGACGCGAGCCUAGUCUGAGGCCCUAUCUCGAUCCUGCGUAAAAGCCUCCUUUUGUCUUUUCUCUCACGGAAUUUUUGACCUCUCUUUCCGAAGCUUAUGCGGCCUGACAUUUCCCUUUUCUCACCAGCGCGUCCUGGCCAUUUAUUGUUGCUUAUUUCAUAAGCACGACAAUAGAUUUAUUUCGUUCGCUAUUGAAAUUACAGGUUUCCGCGCAGGAAACUUGUUAUUUUUUUCCAAAUAAGCGUCUUCCUGUAUAGGAGAGUCAAUAAACGCAGGUUCGAAAGAGGUCCUUAACGUAAUAUCCACUUCGCUAUAAUAUAUAUAUUAUUAUGUAUCUUGGAUAUUAAACAUUUACUGACACAGCCGCUAACGUAUAUUAUACUCUUGGCGAAAUUUCUUCCUUUUUUUUUUAAUAUCCUAUACCGCUUAUCGCGCGACAGUAUCGAAACUUAACGAUUGCCAUUCUUUCGAACGAAGUGUAUUGAAUUUAUAUAUACUUUUAUAUAUGCUUCGCUUCUCUCAACGUGUAUAAGUUUCGCAGAAACUUUGUAGAUUUAUAGACGACAGACGAAGCAUUUGUAUAAGAACGUUCAUUAAUUUAAUACUUAGCAUAUUAUGAAAAAACAAGUCUAACCCCUCUUUUAUACAUACUUUUUAGAUGUAAUAAUAUAUAUAUAGUGUGUGUGUAUGCGGAGUAUCAAGAGAACAAGACGUGAUCUUUGCGACCUUGUAACAAGAUGAAAUAAUUGAUUCGUUUAACAUCUUACGGUUACGUAGCUUACUUUGGCAGAAGAAAAAAUUUUCCGACCUGGACGCCUCCGAUCUUGUGCGCGAGGUCGAGGUGAAUAUGCGAAAUAAGAAAAAUGGCCAAUAUGAAGGUCGCAACGCAAAGCAAAUUGUAAAUUGUAUUUUAGUAAAUAUAUUAUGUAAUUAUAAAUAAGCAUGUAGCAAAAAAAAAUAUACAAUUUUUGUCGUCGUCGUGCAUUGGUAUUGUCAAAAUCAUUAUUUCCCCUUUUCUAAUUAUAUAAUAUCAUAUACCAUAAUAAAUGCAUGUUAUAUAUGUAAUAAUAUCAAUCUGAAAGUGUUGUGUCUACUGCCUACAUAAUAAUAUACAAUAAAAUAGCAUUUAAGCAA